This is a messenger RNA of Cokeromyces recurvatus, 198 nucleotides long. RefSeq lists its product as uncharacterized. Lineage: Eukaryota; Fungi; Mucoromycota; Mucoromycetes; Mucorales; Mucoraceae. Bases 1 to 198 code for a protein of 65 amino acids. The record is from RefSeq and is a predicted model, not a curated record. The transcript is spliced from 2 exons.
AUGAACUCUAUUGGUACUAAACUUGAAGAACUAGUUGAAAAGACUCACCAAGCUGCUUCUGACGAAGAACGCAAGACAUUUGCCCAUGAAGCAAGUGAACUUCAUAAGAAAAUUACAGGUCUACCUAUGAUCAUUGACGAUCAAGGUCAUAUUCAAACUAAUAAUGAAGAGGCAAAGAAGUGUCCUAAGCUUCAUUAA